Messenger RNA from Fusarium oxysporum Fo47, 2444 nucleotides. RefSeq lists its product as uncharacterized. The transcript has 3 exons. Gene Ontology annotation, cellular component: membrane. Bases 331 to 2289 code for a protein of 652 amino acids. Lineage: Eukaryota; Fungi; Ascomycota; Sordariomycetes; Hypocreales; Nectriaceae. The record is from RefSeq and is a predicted model, not a curated record. Gene Ontology annotation, biological process: glucosylceramide biosynthetic process. Gene Ontology annotation, molecular function: ceramide glucosyltransferase activity.
AACUUAUGUUUCCUACCCGCUUGUUUUUGUAUUUGUUGAGCCUGUCAAUGUGGCGCUCGAAUCCUGUCUCCGACCGUACUCGCACAUCAAAACUUGAUUCACCACGGUGCUUAUGCUGAAUUCCCAUAGUCCAGAUAUCUCUUAAUCGUAUUUAAAACAGGUCUGCUUAUGAUUCAUCGACCGUCUUGUAACUGGUAAUCAUGGCAUGUGCUUCGGAGAUGCCACCCCACCAGUUCUGAGCGGCGCUCUGCGUGCCAUGAACGUCCGUCGUGGAGGAGACCCGCGGUCUAACGAGGAUGGUUGUGCACUGCUCUCACAAGACAGCCAAUUAUGGGACUAUCGUGGAUUUAUGCUUGCGGACUUGCCGGGAAGGGUCCAUCACUUCAAGACCCUAGUUCGGGGAUUGCAUCACUGUCGAAUGUGAAAGCCAAACUGGAGGACAGUACAUGUUUUUCAUUUCCGACUGCCCAUCUUAGAGGGAGAAAGAAGGUGUCUAUUGACUUGCGCUAUCAUCUGUGCCCCCUUGGGGGUUCUGACUUCAAGAGGCAAAAGAACGGAUUUCAGAGAGAAGGUGACAGGAGUUACCAUGGAAGGCAUACAUCCAAUUCGGCAGGCGGUGACCUAUUCGGGAAGGCGGUAAAGAUCUUUCUCCUGGGAAUGCAUAUACCUUGCAUCUUGUUCAAUUUCCAUUCACCGAUCAGGGCCAUAAUGUGGUCGUUGAAAGAGGUCAUUGCUGGCGUGUCCUUGGCUGUAGCUGGCCUUGUUGCUACCGUUAUCGCUAUUGGUGUCCGGGCUAUCUUUCGCAACUUUGCUAGCCGUCCAGCUCCUUCACCCAACCUGGGUGACAAUACUCCUCAUGUCACCAUAAUUCGACCCAUCAAGGGCGUCGAGCCUCGACUCUACGAUUGUAUUGCCGCAUCGUUUCGCCAGAACUACCCCCAAGACAAGAUUUCGAUUCGUCUCUGCCUCGAAAAUGACACCGAUCCGGCGUACCCGAUCCUACAGAGGGUCCUUGAGGACUUCCCCGGUAUUGAUGCGCGCAUCUUGUUUGAGGUAGACGACCUUGCGUUAGGCACGACGCCGAAUAUGGGGCCGAAUCCAAAAAUUCGUAAUCUCAGCCGAGCAUACCGAGAGGCCAGAGGGGAUAUUGUGUGGAUUGUGGAUUGCAACGUCUGGAUGGCCAAGGGAGUCUUGGGGCGCAUGGUUGCUAAGCUUAAGGGCCACAAUGUUGGUGGCGAUAACAUUCCCUACAAAUUUGUUCAUCAACUUCCCAUUGUUGUUGACUUGAUCGACUAUUCCACACCGGUUGCAGCAGACGGUCAGCCCCUGUUAGCUGCUUCCUCUGUUGAAGACGAUGACUCUGAUCACCUGGGCGAAGGGGGUUCUCAUGAUAACCCCAAGGUUUGGGCUCAGGGCGGUGGACGACUUGACGAGAUGUUCAUGGCAACGUCGCAUGCCAAAUUCUACAGUGCUAUCAACACUUCUCGUCUAGCGCCUUGCGCUGUGGGCAAGAGCACCAUGUUCUGCAAAACUCAGCUCGAUCACGCGACCGACCCUGCACUGAAUCCUAAGAUACCUAGGGGCAAGAGCCUCCCAACGGGCGUGGAUUACUUUUCGCACAAUAUCUGCGAAGACCAUAUGAUCGGCGACGUCCUUUGGAAUGCUGAAUUUGCCGGUUACAGGAACCAUGGGUUAGUCUGGGGUGAUAUUGCUGUUCAGCCGAUGUCGGACAUGUCUGUCAAGGCAUAUGCAGCACGACGCUCUCGGUGGCUCAGAGCGAGAAAGUUCACGGUUCUCCCAGCUACAAUCUUUGAGCCAUUCACCGAGUCUUUCGUGUUUGCCACGUAUUUUACUUUUGCAAUCACCACACUGCGGAUAUAUGGCAUUCCUCCGACUUGGCCUGCUAGGGUGAUUACAUGGCUUACAACGAUUACUGUCUGGAUGCUUGUCGACUUUUUAGGCUACCGACAUUUGCAUUCUGGCGUUACUAUGGAGGUUGAUGAAGACACACCUCGUUUCGCCAGAGGUUCCAUGAAUCGAGACGGAAUCAAGAGUCGCAAAUUCUCAGAGUUCUUAGCUGCCUGGAUUGUCCGUGAAGCUCUAGCUCUUCCGAUCUGGGCAUACGCAGUCGUCUUCGGGAACACCGUGAACUGGCGAGGAAGACGAUUCCGUAUUCGUAGGGAUACAACUGUUGAAGCACUUGACCCUGAAGAAGAAGAACGGAGUCGUCAGGUGCCGACUCCUGAGCUCGAAAGGGGAUCUUCCCAGAAUAAGCAACGGGUUGAUUGAAGGUACCACGAUUGAGCUGAUGACAUGAUUUGCAUGAGGUGGAUGGAUAGCAUUGAUAUAGACAUGGAUAAAGUAAUGUGUAACGACAGGGCUUAGAGGUAAUAGUUGUAAUGAUAGAACACAGCGAAAACAUAAAUAGAUCACAGCGUUUUUCA